This is a messenger RNA of Exophiala mesophila, 3110 nucleotides long. RefSeq lists its product as uncharacterized. The coding region runs from base 600 to 2570 and encodes 656 amino acids. The record is from RefSeq and is a predicted model, not a curated record. The transcript is spliced from 2 exons. Gene Ontology annotation, biological process: actin filament bundle assembly; actin filament network formation. Lineage: Eukaryota; Fungi; Ascomycota; Eurotiomycetes; Chaetothyriales; Herpotrichiellaceae. Gene Ontology annotation, cellular component: actin filament; actin filament bundle; cytoplasm. Gene Ontology annotation, molecular function: calcium ion binding; actin filament binding.
CAGACACUAGCAGUAUCACGUACUAUAGGCUCCAUCCUAUUACCCAGUGGUUAGACGCAACCGCAGGUAAUUACAGUACAUCCCAAGUAUUGCUGCAGCCUGACGCAACAUCUCCCCUCCUCCAGGAGCCUCCAGGAAUUGACCUCCUCAGUGUCUGUAGGCUUCUCAAUCUCCUCACUCUCUUCAACCCACUCGUGGAGUCGGCGCCCCUAUAAUUAUAGUUUCCACCCGGUAGCUGCCUACUUUAGGUACUUCCACAUCCUGCACGACACCCGUACGUCCCCAAUUGUUGUCUCCGUCAUCUUUCCAAAUAUUUCCAAGGAUUGACGCCCCAAUAGCCUGCUUAUUAUUCUUAUUAUUGACGCUCUGCGCCGCAAUCAACAGUCACCCCAUUACUUUCCCCAACCUCAUCUUUUAUUUCUUUCUUGACGCUCACUGCCUGAGUCUUUCCUGUUCGUGGUUUGCAACAAACAGUCUGCACUCAAAGCUCCUUCCUUGCGACACAUCUGCCACGUCCGCCACCAUCGCGGCCACCCCUCCCCCACCUUCCUCCUUCGCCUGCCACCGAAAACCCGCAACCGUCUGCGCCCACCAGCAAGAUGGCUGCCAUCCUCAAACUCACUCGCAAGUAUCCUCAAUUUCAACAGCAGGAGAUCUUUGCCCUGCAAGACGCCUUUCGAAAACUCGAUGUUGACGACAAAGGCUACUUGGACGAAGCCACGGUCAUCAAGGCCGCCCAGCAGUCCGAGAGACAGUCGUACGAUGCUGUCAGACAGGCCUUGAAAGAAGUAGAGCUCGACAGCUCCCGGCGGGUCGAACUCGAAGACUAUGUCGACCUCAUCGCCAAAGUCCGCGAUUCAUCUCCCGCACAACAGCGUGCCGUUUCGGGUUCCCAGAGGCCCGCCGCAGCUGGCCCCAUACCAACCAGCCCUCGACAUGGCUCGAAACCAAGUCUGGGUGGAGGAUCCGUGGGAAGAAUCCAAGUGCAAGGCUCCUCGGCCAACGUAACACACACAAUCAACGAAGAGGAACGUACAGCGUUCACCACUCACAUCAACGCCGUUCUUGCCGGAGAUCCCGACAUCGGCCAUCUUCUUCCCUUUCCUACCGACACCUUCGAGAUGUUUGAUCAGUGCAAAGAUGGUUUGGUUCUGUCCAAGCUCAUCAACGACAGUGUCCCUGACACAAUUGACGAACGAGUCCUGAACAAACCCGGCAAGAAGAUAAAGACCCUGAAUGCUUUCCACCAAACCGAAAACAACAACAUCGUUAUCGAGUCAGCCAAGGGUAUUGGCUGCUCCGUGGUCAAUAUUGGCGCUGGAGACAUUAUCGAGGUCAGAGAACAUUUGAUUCUGGGUCUGAUUUGGCAAAUUAUCCGCCGGGGACUCUUGGGCAAAAUUGACAUCAAGCUUCACCCUGAACUCUAUAGGUUGCUCGAGGAUGACGAAACCUUGGAACAAUUCCUGCGACUCCCCCCGGAGCAGAUUCUAUUGCGGUGGUUCAAUUAUCAUCUGAAAAAUGCCGGUUGGCAACGCAGGGUCACCAACUUUUCUGGCGAUGUCAAAGAUGGCGAAAAUUACACAGUUCUGUUGAAUCAACUGAAGCCCGAAUAUUGCUCAAGAGCCCCUCUGCAGACCCGCGACCUCCUCCAACGCGCCGAAGAAGUGCUGCAAAAUGCCGAAAGGAUUGACUGCCGCAAAUUCCUCACCCCAACCGCACUUGUGGCCGGCAAUCCCAAACUCAACCUGGCUUUCGUGGCCAAUCUCUUCAACACCCACCCUGGUCUUGAUCCCCUCGAAGAAGGCGAAAAGCCUGAAAUUGAAGACUUUGAUGCUGAAGGCGAGCGAGAGGCACGUGUCUUCACUCUUUGGCUCAAUUCUUUGGAUGUUCAGCCAACCGUCAACUCGUUUUGGAACGAUCUCCGUGAUGGAACCGUCUUAUUACAGGCAUACGAAAAAGUCAUCCCAGGCAGUGUCAACCAGCGUCACGUGAACAAACCACCAGCUCACGGCGGAGAGAUCUCGCGCUUCAAGGCUGUCGAGAACACCAAUUAUGCGGUCGAGUUGGGCAAGCAGAACCACUUUUCCCUUGUCGGCAUUCAAGGUGCAGAUAUCACGGAUGGCCAGAAGACAUUGACGCUGGGUCUGGUGUGGCAGUUGAUGCGGAGAGAUAUUGUCAGCACACUAUCUGGCCUUGCACAGCGCAUGGGCAAGCGUGAUUUAUCAGACUCUGACAUCAUCAAAUGGGCCAACCAGACAGCCCAAAAAGGAGGCAAGAACACACAGAUUCGAACUUUCAAGGAUCCCGCCGUCACCAGCGGCGUCUUCCUACUCGAUGUUUUGAAUGGUAUCAAGGCAAACUAUGUGGAUUAUGAUCUGGUGACGCCUGGCAAGACACAUGAAGAUGCCUACUCGAACGCCAAGCUAUCAAUCAGCAUUGCCAGAAAACUUGGUUCAACCAUCUACCUUCUGCCAGAUGAUAUUGUUGAGGGUCGGCCCCGUUUGGUCCUGACUUUUGUUGGUGAGUCCUUUUCUGUGGUUUUCCAAAAAUCUUCCCUUUUACUAGGCUGACGUGAUUGUAUAGGUGCCCUCAUGCGAACUGCGGAGAAGGCUGGAGCGUAAAUGCCAGGAAGCUCACCAUGUGACGCGUUUGACUGGAGAGGAGAUGUCUUUUUGAGUUCAAACACAACUUGCGUUAGCGGGCAAUAAGCCGUUUGACUCUAUGUUGGCAGUGAAAAAUUCUACGUUUACAUAACUGAGAUCCAUGCAUCUUCUUCUGACCAAUUCUCGAUUCAGCCACUCUACUAAGAGGGGAUCACGGCCACAACAUGCAUAAUCACUGAAUGUGCGGAGCCGAGUGGCAUCCUGCUACACGAUAGUAAACUCCAAUGGUGGUUACAGUCGAGCAGAGCUUAUGCAUUGACACUAUCUCGCUAAGUUACGCAUAGCUCUAGGCUCAGAUUGGCUUCUCGCCUUGGUUAUUAUACACAUCACACUGUCCACCUUCAUGUAGAUCUAUCCUGUUUCUGUUGCCAACACUCCACAGAAGAACUUCAACCAGGACAUGGCUUUGGUAGGCCUCUAACAGCAAGUCCAACAUACCAGCGCCGC